AUGUCGCUACCCAAAAUAGGCCGAAUCUCAACGCCACAACCCCAUUAUAUGCCCGGGUACACCGGUUACUGUCCCCAGUAUAUGUAUCGCAUUGGUAAUACGUAUUCAUCGUUGACUCAUCGUUUACUGAUCGACCCCACGGUGGCCCAUUCGGAAAACUUAGUUCUUUCCGAUCGAACCAACGAUGGUUGGACCGUGGAACGCGUACCGACCGCCACACAGCUCGAUGCCGACGAUCGACGACGGGAGGAUGACGAUCUGCGGGACACCAUCUACCACCAAACGCCGAUGCCCGGCUACGAGGGGUACAUACCGAGGACGAAGGACAAGUUUGGCAAGCGGUACGCCGUAACGACGACGGAAGGGUUAUCGGAGUUCGAGCGAGACUGUCAGCGUACCCGGGCACAGCUGAAGCGGUUGCGGCACAGGGUCGCACAACCGAUUUCAACUAUUUCGAAGGCCAGUUUGGGUGAGAGAAUGUUUUGCCUGAACGAUUAUGAAAUUCCCCUCCGAAUGGUCCGGCCCGAUGCCCUGAGUGUGGUGAAGGAGGUGCCAAUGGAGAAUCUGCCUCCGUUGCCCGGUCUUCCGUACUUUUCUCGAGACACUCCACCACUGCCGAUGCUGCCGACCGGUCAUCUGGAAAAGUGGACCAAACUAGGAUACACCGGACAUAAACCAUUUUUGUGGCCACGCUUUGGUGAAGCAAACGUGUCGCUCACGUCGAAAGCACUGUGUGAUUUUACCAACAGCUAUCAGCACCGGAGAAGCACGGAGUGGGAACCGAUAGCGAUCGCUGGCGUCGGUACAACACAGCCGUCGGCCCGGGUGAACGAAAUCUACCACAAAACGAUUGGCCUGGUGCCCAACUAUCAGGGACAUGUGCCAGGGGCUACGUUUAGGUUCGGGAAAACCUUCGGUAACGAUAGCAAGGACGCGAAAAAGUAUCUCAAACGAUGCUAAUGCUGCCGGAUCCACACCAAAUGCUCGUGAUCAGUGAUCAGUGAUAAUAUAUUUGCUAACGAAAAAUGUAACAACACGGCUUAUGACA
Molecule: messenger RNA, 1048 nt
Organism: Anopheles cruzii
Lineage: Eukaryota; Metazoa; Arthropoda; Insecta; Diptera; Culicidae
Product: UPF0605 protein CG18335-like
Exons: 6
Coding region: 1-960 (319 amino acids)
Source: RefSeq, a predicted model, not a curated record